Messenger RNA from Micropterus dolomieu (smallmouth bass), 386 nucleotides. Its product is annotated as histone H4. The coding region runs from base 26 to 337 and encodes 103 amino acids. NCBI's taxonomy places the organism in Eukaryota, Metazoa, Chordata, Actinopteri, Centrarchiformes, Centrarchidae. Gene Ontology annotation, molecular function: structural constituent of chromatin; protein heterodimerization activity; DNA binding. Gene Ontology annotation, biological process: nucleosome assembly. Gene Ontology annotation, cellular component: nucleosome. The transcript has a single exon. The record is from RefSeq and is a predicted model, not a curated record.
UUUGUUGAACGAGUAAAGCUGAAAGAUGAGCGGAAGAGGCAAAGGAGGAAAGGGACUCGGUAAAGGAGGCGCUAAGCGUCACCGUAAAGUGCUCCGUGAUAACAUCCAGGGAAUCACCAAACCCGCCAUCCGCCGUCUGGCUCGCCGCGGCGGAGUGAAGCGGAUCUCCGGUCUGAUCUACGAGGAGACCCGCGGGGUGCUCAAGGUCUUCCUGGAGAACGUCAUCCGCGACGCCGUCACCUACACCGAGCACGCCAAGAGGAAGACCGUCACCGCCAUGGACGUGGUGUACGCUCUGAAGAGGCAGGGCCGCACCCUGUACGGCUUCGGAGGCUAGACCCGGUCCAGACCCGCUGAAACACAAAGGCCCUUUUAAGGGCCACACA